GGUUAUAAAGUUGGGGGCGGAGAAGUCAAGAGUGGCUGGGGGAAUGAUGGCUGAUGAAGAGGAAGAAGCUAAGCGCGUCUUACAGAAACUGCAGGAACUGGUGGACCAGCUCUAUUCAUUUCGAGACUGCUAUUUCGAGACACACAGUGUUGAGGAUGCUGCACGGAAACAGCAGGAUGUACGGGAGGAGAUGGAGAAGACCGUCCAGCAGAUGGAGGAAGUAUUGGGUGUGAGCCCUGAAAGUUCUGCCCAGAGCAAGGCACAGACUCUAAUGCUAACAGGGAAGGCACUGAACGUGACUCCUGAGUACAGCCCGAAGGCAGAGGCGCUUCUGUCAAAAGCUGUGAAGCUGGAGCCUGAGCUGGUGGAAGCUUGGAACCAGCUGGGUGAGGUCUACUGGAAGAAAGGGGAUGUUGCAGCCGCCCACACCUGCUUCUCAGGAGCCCUCACCCAUUGCAAGAACAAAGUCUCUCUACAAAACCUGUCAAUGGUGCUUCGCCAGCUGCAGACCGACAAUGGAGAAGAACAUUCUCGCCAUGUCAUGGACAGUGUCCGACAAGCUAAGCUAGCUGUGCAGAUGGAUGUCCUUGACGGCCGCUCCUGGUAUAUCUUGGGGAAUGCAUACCUUUCUCUUUACUUCAAUACUGGCCAGAACCCUAAGAUCUCCCAGCAAGCCCUCAGUGCCUAUGCCCGAGCAGAGAAGGUGGACAGGAAAGCUUCCAGCAAUCCUGACCUUCAUCUGAACAGGGCAACGCUACAUAAAUAUGAAGAGAAUUAUGGGGAAGCCCUGGAGGGCUUCGCUCGGUCGGGAGCCCUGGACCCUGCUUGGCCAGAGCCCCAGCACCGAGAGCAGCAGCUGUUGGAAUUCCUCAGUAAAUUAACCAGCCUCCUGGAGAGCAAGGGAAAGAUGAAGGCCAAAAAACUGCAGAGCAUGCUAGGAAGCUUGCGUCCAUCCCAUCUUGGCCCUUGUGGUGAUGGGCGCUAUCAGUCAGCCUCGGGACAGAAGGUGACCCUGCAGCUCAAGCCCCUGAGCACGUUGCAGCCUGGUGUGAACAGUGGUGCUGUGGUCCUGGGAAAGGUGGUGUUUAGCCUGACUACAGAGGAGAAGGUCCCUUUUACGUUUGGCUUGGUAGAUUCAGAUGGACUUUGCUAUGCUGUGAUGGUAUACAAUAUAGUCCAGAGCUGGGGAGUUCUCAUCGGGGACUCAGUUGCCAUCCCUGAGCCUAACCUUCGGAUUCACCAAAUUCAGCACAAGGGAAAGGACUAUUCCUUUUCCAGUGUUCGGGUGGAGACGCCACUCCUGCUUGUGGUGAAUGGAAAGCCUCAGGGCUCCGGUAGCCAGGCUGCUGCCAUGGUGGCCUCACGACCACAGUGUGAAUGAUCUUUCCUGACUUGCAUGCUGUGGAAGGAGCAGGGAGUGGUGUGAAGAUAAGCUCAAGGCACUUGGCCACUGGAUCAGCCUCAUCCAGUGACUCCACUGGGAUUGGCGAAGAGUAUUUUACAUGGAGACUUUCCCAUCCCCUGUCCUGGAGGAUCCCUGUCCCUCUAACUCUUCCCUGUCAUGUUCCAUAUCCUUCAGGGCCGCUCACUUCCCUGGUGCAUCUCUCCUGCCUCGUUGACUGCUGUCAGUGUUACACAGAGUGUAGCAUUGGUGGAAGUGUUGGGAUCUUGUCAUGGGAAAAAAUUCGCAGGAUUCCUGCUCUUGUCUUCUUCCUGAGUCUAGUAUGUAUAUAUCAGUUCAGUAUUUAUUGCUAAAGGAAGGGGGCUUAACUUUUCAAUGGCUUGAUUUUUGAGCAAUUUUUAUUUUUAUUUUAAAAGUUUAAAUUCUUUCCCUUCUUUGGGGUUGGAGCAGAAUUAAAUUUUCUUGGGGGAAAAAAAAUACCCUAUAGUUUGGUGUGCUUUAUUUUCUCCAGGCUUCGAUUCUUGUUUUUAGGUUCUAUUGGAGUAUGCUUUCCCAUUUGGUCUUUAUGCAAAAUAGUUUUUUUUCCCCUGGAAAUCUCAGAAAAAGAAUGAUAACUCCAGACAUUUGCUAAAGACCAGCUUCUUUCCAGUUUCCCAUUCUGUCGUCUCUAGUUGUGUUCUGCCCCAUAGUCUGUGACGACAGACUGGUGCUACUCUAAUAGUGCUCCUGUGCCUGAAAGACCAGAGAGAGCUAUGCAUUGUUUCUUUAGAUUCUAGUGAUGUAUUUUGUAAAAGUUUUUCAGUAUUGUGGAAAUGAAGAAAGAUUAACAAGGCUUUGAAUGGGUGUACCAGUGUUAAUGUAUAUGGAUAUGUUUGAAACACUUCUAAGCACUUGCUAUUUGGGGGAUGCAACUUAGGUCUUCGUCUGUGGUUUGGUCCUAUUCAGCUCUUGUUCACUGACUUGAGUACUACUGGUAAAAAUUUAUAACAACUGCAAAAGGCAGAAAAUUCUGUAUCUUUAACAUCAUAUGUCACAGGUAAGUUAAAGCCAGUAUAAGUAACCAAUAUGAUGUAAUAGAAACACACAUUUUGGACUACACUGAAGAAUUGUGAUAAUCAGAGAGUGUUUAAUACUGUGUCCAUCCACUGUACGCAUCUUAUAUCCAGUUUCCAGUGUUGAUUUUGAGGAAUAUAGUUAUAGAAAAGUGAUCAGGAAUUUGUGUUCAUAUAAAAUCUUGAGCAGUGGCCUAUAGCAACUGCAGAAUAAUGGUGAGUGUUAGAGACAGAGAUAAAAACCAGUAACUGUUCCCUUUUUACUGAAGUCCUGAAAUGUUUUGACAUAUUCUACGUAGGGAAAAAAAAUAAAUAGUAGUUGGUAGCUAGAAAAAAGCAGUAUGUAUAGAAGAUACAAAGUACAGUUUAAAAAUAGAGUACCCGUGAAGUGUCCAUUUGUCUUAAAAACUGGAACAUCACUGAUACCCUGGAAGCCCUCUGUGUACCUCUCCGUAAUCUAAUCACUGCUGUGAAUGGAUGAUUCUGCUCACCACCCUCUUUAAUGAUUAAUGCUGUCUUUUAGGCAUUUUAAGACAGCAUUUCAGGUGUUUCAGUUCCAUGGAUUAUUCAUGAUAACAAGUCUACCAUACUGCUGGACAUAGUAUUUCAAUUCAGUAAAGAUGUUAUUGCUGAAGCUCCCCAAAACUGAACUAUGCGUGUUAGGAGAGGUAAAUUGUUUUUUCAAGAUUUCUAGAUAGGUAACUGAGAAUACUGUAUCUGGAAACAGUUUCUUUAAUUUUACAUUCAGUAGAGAAUGAUGCGUGUUGGGUUAAUAAUUAAUCUAAGUAGGCAGAAAACAUUUCUAGAUCAAAAUACGAAUAGAGUGCUCUUCAGAAUCAGCCUUCGAUAUUUAUAAGUCAAACACUUUCUGUUAUUUUCUCCUAAGGCCUUACUUGAUUUUGAAUAUCUUAUCAGUAUACUUAGAAUUUCUGAAAGGAACAAAGGAGAAUUUGAGUUGCAAUGCUUUGGGCUCCAUAUCAUGCCUAUUUGCAUAAUUAGUCCUUUUCUAGGAUUAAAGUAGGUCCCCAUUUCUCUGUAUAAAUCCCUGGAAAGUAACAUUCUAUAUUUGAAAUUUAUGUGCUAGUAUGGAAUAAACUGAGUAAUAAGAGAAAGUUCUUAUAAAGAUGUCACCACAUUUUGGCUAGGAAAUAGAUGAUUUCCGUGGGCUACCUGUGAAAUAAUGAGAAGAAAGUCUUGAUUAGUCUCCACUGCUACAUUGGUUCUUCCAGGAAAUCCUAAAGGUAAUCCUCUUUGGUCUGGAAAAUAAUUUAAGGAAUCUGAUACUAACUCCAUCAAUUUAUUGAUUCUAAAAGAACCAUUCCUUUGUGUCAAAUUUUAACAUGUCAGAUUACAAUUCAGCAGUUUAUGGCAGGCAUGCAUGGUGAUGCAUACCUGUGAUCCCAGCACUCAGGUAGCUGAGAUGAAAGGAUCUCUGCAAGUUCAAGACCAGCCUGGACUACUUAGUAAAUUCAAGGCCAGCUUGUCUCAAAACAAAACAACACCAUAAUAAAAAACCAUGAAAUUCUUGUCAAUUUAAAUUAUAAAAUUGUUCAAGUUUUUUUAUCUUUAUUAAUAAAUGUUUACAUAAUGGAUACAUUCAUCGUGAGAAGCUAGUAUAUGUACAUAACAUCUUAAUUCUUUUUACUUUCCCUCUCACUACUCUCCCUACCUUCUGUCUUGGCCAUUUUCCCACUCGGGAAAGCUCUGUCUCCUUUUUUAAUCGUAAAAGUAAUGUUUUUUUCAGUGGCCUUUUAGAUUUGGUGAGAUACAACAGUGCUGUUUUGUGGUAGUUCUGUAUUAAGUUCCUCUCCUAAUUUUUAUAUAUAAUGAGCGUUUUCCCACAACAGUUAAUACAGAUCUACCACAUUAUUUUAAAAUAGCCACAUAAAUUUCCAGUUAAUGGGCAUAGCAUCUUUUGUUUAAUCAUUCUUCAUUUGUUGGGUUUUUUAAAAUUAUGAAUAAUGUAUUGAACAUUUGUAAUUUUUAGUAUGCUUUGGAAGCAUAUCUUUUGAGUAAGUUUCAUAAAGUGAAAUUAAUCUUUAGCCAUUGCUAAUUUGCAUUUCAAAAGUAUAUAUUGAUUUAUACUUCUCAAAUAUUUUAAUAAAUGCCUAUUUCUUCA
Molecule: messenger RNA, 4573 nt
Organism: Cavia porcellus (domestic guinea pig)
Lineage: Eukaryota; Metazoa; Chordata; Mammalia; Rodentia; Caviidae
Gene: Ttc5
Product: tetratricopeptide repeat domain 5
Exons: 10
Coding region: 44-1381 (445 amino acids)
Molecular function (GO): protein binding
Source: RefSeq, a predicted model, not a curated record